Trichosurus vulpecula (common brushtail) is the source of this 2116-nucleotide messenger RNA. RefSeq names its product STEAP2 metalloreductase (gene STEAP2). Gene Ontology annotation, biological process: copper ion import. The record is from RefSeq and is a predicted model, not a curated record. Gene Ontology annotation, cellular component: endosome; plasma membrane. Bases 21 to 1490 code for a protein of 489 amino acids. Gene Ontology annotation, molecular function: ferric-chelate reductase (NADPH) activity; cupric reductase (NADH) activity. The transcript is spliced from 4 exons. NCBI's taxonomy places the organism in Eukaryota, Metazoa, Chordata, Mammalia, Diprotodontia, Phalangeridae.
AGUGUGCAAGUCUUCAAAUCAUGGAAUCCAUAUCGAUGAUGGGAAGCCCUAAGAGUCUUAAUGAAACAUUUUUACCUAAUGGUAUAAAUGGUAUCAAAGAUGCAAGUAAGGUUACCAUAGGUAUAAUUGGAAGUGGUGAUUUUGCCAAAUCUCUGACUAUUCGACUUAUUAGAUGUGGGUAUCACGUGGUUAUAGGAAGCAGAAACCCCAAAUUUGCUUCAGAAUUCUUUCCACAUGUGGUUGAUGUCACCCAUCAUGAAGAUGCCCUCACAAAAACAAAUAUAAUUUUUGUUGCAAUACAUAGAGAACAUUAUACCUCUUUGUGGGAUCUCCGGCAUCUUCUUGUUGGUAAAAUCCUGAUUGAUGUUAGCAAUAACAUGAGGGUAAACCAGUACCCAGAAUCCAAUGCAGAAUAUUUGGCUUCAUUGUUCCCGGAUUCCUUCAUUGUGAAAGGAUUUAACGUGGUCUCAGCGUGGGCACUCCAGUUAGGACCCAAGGACGCCAGCAGACAGGUCUAUGUAUGUAGCAACAACAUUCAAGCUCGACAUCAAGUUAUUGAACUCGCUCGUCAACUGAACUUCAUUCCUAUUGACUUGGGAUCAUUAUCAUCGGCCAGGGAGAUUGAGAACUUACCCUUGCGACUGUUCACACUGUGGAGAGGGCCAGUAGUAGUAGCGAUAAGCCUGGCCACUUUUUUCUUCCUUUACUCCUUUGUGAGAGACGUGAUACAUCCAUAUGCAAGAAAUCAGCAGAGUGACUUUUACAAGAUUCCCAUUGAAAUCGUGAACAAGACAUUACCCAUUGUCGCCAUCACGUUGCUCUCUCUGGUUUACCUAGCAGGACUCUUGGCUGCUGCUUAUCAGCUCUAUUAUGGCACCAAAUAUAGACGAUUUCCUCCAUGGCUAGAGACUUGGUUACAGUGUAGAAAACAGCUUGGAUUACUAAGCUUUUUCUUUGCUACAGUCCAUGUUGCUUAUAGUCUUUGCUUACCAAUGAGAAGAUCAGAGAGAUACUUGUUUCUCAACAUGGCUUAUCAGCAGGUUCAUGCAAAUAUUGAAAACUCCUGGAAUGAAGAAGAAGUGUGGAGAAUUGAAAUGUAUAUCUCUUUUGGAAUAAUGAGCCUAGGCUUACUUUCCUUAUUAGCGGUAACUUCCAUCCCUUCAGUGAGCAACGCCUUAAACUGGAGAGAGUUCAGCUUUAUCCAGUCUACACUUGGAUACGUGGCCCUGCUCAUAAGUACUUUCCACGUUCUAAUUUACGGGUGGAAGAGAGCUUUUGAAGAAGAGUACUACAGGUUCUAUACGCCACCAAACUUUGUUCUUGCUCUUGUUUUGCCCUCCAUUGUCAUUCUGGGAAAAAUCAUUUUACUCCUUCCUUGUAUAAGCAGGAAACUGAAAAGAAUUAAAAAAGGCUGGGAAAAGAGCCAAUUUAUAGAAGUGGCCAGUGGAAUAAUUCCACACCUUUCACCAGAAAGGGUUACAGUAAUGUGAUGCUAAAUGAUACUAGUGUCACAUGGAAUUAUACUUGAGUCAUCAUUUCUGUUAUGACCUCUGUUUUCAGAAGUUUAUCUGACUGGGCUACACAACUUGUUAAGGUUGAGAUCGAAUCAAGAAGGUCAAAGCCAAACUGGUCUUAGGUUUUUUUUAAUUAAUUUUCAUUAAAGUCACAUUAGGCAAUUUGGAAUUUUGUAGGGAGCCAGCCAUAUUUGUUGGAAUUCUAAGUGCUCUUUUGCACAGCUGUAAUCACUAUUACUGUCACUUUGUCAGAGCUCUAUUUUGUAACUGAUCCAAGGUAUACGCUAUUUACAUUUAGUAAUGCCAACAUACUUAUCAAUGUUUAAAAAAAUCUUUUUUCAAGCAACUAGCAUAUUAAAUUUUUGACAUAAAUCAUCUUAUAUGUACGUUACAUUUGCAACACUUAAUGAAAAUUGUUAAUUAUAAAACUAAUGCGAUAAGAAUUUUAAAUUACAUAGAGUAACAAAACUUAAUUGGUUAAAAAAAAAGAAAUGUUGCAUGGGAAACUGGACAUAGUUGAGUGGUCCCUACCCUCUAAUGCUCACCAACACCAUACUGUAACAUUCAGGAAACAUACAUAUAUGGAUACAAUAAUUUCUUCU